Cyclocybe aegerita is the source of this 2226-nucleotide messenger RNA. The record is from the annotation of a GenBank genome assembly. Lineage: Eukaryota; Fungi; Basidiomycota; Agaricomycetes; Agaricales; Hemipholiotaceae.
AUGAACCACUCCCCGCCUGCCAUAUCCUUCAGUCAGUUCCCCGUUCCCUUCCCCUUCCCCGUCGUCGCUGCUAACGAGCACAUUACAGUCGGGAUCGUUGAUUUUUCGCAGGAUGCAAAAUGGCUCUAUAUGACUGACUCGGUCACCGAACUCCUCGGUGCGCCCAUCGAUCAUGUCUCCUUGCAGCCCCCGCUCACAGUGAUGGCAGGUUACGAGCCGAGCGACCUCAUCGGGCAACCCUCGCUCGACCUCGUGCACCCUGACGAGUUCCCGAGCAUCCGCCAGCUCCAUUACGACACCAUCCUGCAGGACAAGGCAGCCUGCCUCGUCUACCUGCGCAUGAAGCACAAGGAUCCCUUUCGCGGCUACAUACUAUGUGGUGUCUCUCGGACUGUGGUGCACAACGUGCUCGUGGGCAGCGUCUCUUUUGCGAGUCCGGGCGCCAAGGCACUGCACAACGCCUCCACUGCGCAGGAGAUCACCGUCAUCACGCCCUCUGCGGCAAACUUCCAGUUCCGGGUAAGCCAGUCAACAACUUGCUACUUUGUCACCCCGCCUUCUUUCCUUCCUUCCCUGCCCUCUGCCUUUCCUUCUCCUCCUCGGCCUUCGCGAGCGUUGUCGGACAACCCGCUGACACUUGCCUUCCCACCGGCCUUCGUCCGCACGGUUCCUCUCUUCGACGUUUCUCCCACAUUUGCCGUCUCCGCCCCUUUCCUCUUCCUCUUCGUUCUUCUUCCGUUAUUUUUUUCUUCCUCAAAAAACAUAUCACUCACUAACACACUCUUAUUUUAUUUUUCUUCUCCCCUCCCCUCCCCUACCUCACAGAGAUGGCACGACCCCUCACCAAUGCCACCCAGCCCCAUCCCACAAGAAAUGGCCAACGUCAACCUCGCAGAGAUGCUCCAGCGCACCUCGCCUGCGCCUUCUUCCUCCUCGUGGGGGUCCAAGAGCCCGCGCACCCCACGGCAGUCGCAGAGCCCCCCUGGAAGGGAAGAAAGAAGGAGAAGCGUCGAAGCGGGGUCGCCCCCUGGCAGGUCGCCCACGUUGUCGACGCUUUCUGGGGCAGAGGAAAGGGACAGGGACAGGGACAGGGAUGGGGGAAGGGAUAGGAAUGGAGGAAGGGAUAAUGGGAGGCAGAGGGAUGGUGAGAGGAACGGAAGACGAGAGGAGAGGGACGCGGAAGGCAGGCGGAGGCGUGGACACUGGGACGGGCGAAGCAGGAGCGGCUCGCGAAGCCGGAGUCGCAGCCUCAGCGUCUCGCCCGAGCGGUCGGGUGGCGCGCUCGGUCGGUCGCAGAGCCAUCGCGCGCGCAACGGCAGCGGUUCAAGUACGCAUGCGCACGUGCACGCGCACGCGUACGACCCGCGGCGGAACGGUCACUCUCACCCCUCCUCCCACCCGCACCCGUACCCCCCAAGCAUCGCCAACAUCCCCAUCAUCUCCUUCGAGCCCCCCGCCAACAAAUCCUUCCGCACCGCCUUCAUCCUCGACCGCUUCACCAUGAACUGUACCAUCAUGUACUGCUCCAACGACUUAUUGGUGUCGACGACGGAAGCGAUAGGAAGGAGCUUCUAUGAUUUCGUGAGUAGGAGAGACGAGGAGAUCGUGCAGAGCUGGAUCUCGUGCGUUAAAGGAUGGGGGGUGAACGAGAAGGGCCAGCCGAGCGAUGGUGGGUUUGGGUUUGGGAAGUUCAUGUUGUUGCCUGAGGGGAGGGAUUCGGGAGCUAGCCGCCGCAUCCCCGAACCGCCUACACCGUCGAGGCACCGCGACCGGCACGGCACGCAUUCGCACGGACAAGCGCACCACCCGCACCAGCGCCGACCUUCAAAUAAUCCGCACGGGCACAGUCGGCCCACCCCACGCGCGCGUGCACAAACACACACCUCCUCUUCCUCAUCUUACGCCUCUUCCUCAUCCUCCUCAUACAACCCCUCGCGCUCUCCAACCUCUCCAUACUCUCCCACCUCUCCCUACGCCUCCACAUCCGGCGCCUACUCCUCAGGCGCCUACUCCAGUUCCACAAGCCACUCGCACGCUCACUCGCCUACGUCAACACGCUCCCCGUACGCCCACCCGCCCGCGUACAGCACCUCCCAGAUCACACAGGGCAUGCACACUAUGAACGUGCACGGGCUCGAAGAGGCGAACGCGGAGAAGUUCGAGGUCGACGCGAUCUUCUCGGCGCACUCGGAUGGGCUGAUGGUCAUUCUUCGGCGGGCGUCGUAG